UACAAUAUAUAUUCCCCCAAAACUUCACCGGCACCACCGGUCUAUCUCUUUCUCACAACACACAUUUCUUUCUUCCACUCGAACCCCAAAACGACGAAUUUCACUGUAUAAGAGAAAAAAAUGAUAUAAAAUAUCCUCUCUCAUCACCAUUUUGCACAGGAAACCCUAAUCUUUCCCUCUCAAAAUCUCUUCUUUUCCUCAUAAAUUAGGGUUUCAAACACGUAAUAGAAUGUACAGGGAGAGAGGUGGAGGGGGAUCCAAGGGUAAAAUGGAGCGAUCUUCAACGGCGACAAGUUCGAAGGGAGGUGGAGCCGGAUUGAAUUUGAAUGGGAAAGAAACUAAUAAAGAUCGUUCUUUGCCUGGGAACUCCAAGAUUUCUUCCCUUCCUAGGUCUUCUUACCCCAAUAAGAAACUCUCAAAAGGAGAGGAAAAUAUAGUAGAGGAAUCUGAAACAGACAGUGAGGAGUCAGAUGUGAGUGGAUCUGAUGGGGAGGACACAUCAUGGAUUUCAUGGUUUUGCAGUCUUCGUGGAAAUGAGUUUUUUUGUGAAGUUGAUGAAAAUUACAUUCAAGAUGAUUUCAACCUCUGUGGUUUAAGCAGCCAAGUUCCCUAUUAUGAUUAUGCUCUUGAUUUGAUUCUCGAUGUCGAAUCCUCUCAUGGAGAUAUGUUCUCAGAAGAACAAAAUGAGAUCAUAGAAUCAGCAGCAGAGAUGCUUUAUGGUCUUAUUCAUGUACGAUAUAUCUUAACAACCAAAGGAUUGGCUGCCAUGCUGGAGAAGUACAAGAAUGCAGAAUUUGGGAGAUGCCCGAGAGUCUACUGCUGUGGUCAACCCUGUCUUCCGGUUGGUCAAUCAGAUGUGUCUCGACAAGGCAAUGUAAAAAUUUUCUGUCCAAAAUGUGAAGACAUUUAUACCCCUCAAUCCAGGUUUCAAGAUAACCUAGAUGGAGCUUAUUUCGGGUCAACAUUUCCUCACUUAUUUCUUAUGACUUAUGGUCACCUGAAGCCACAAAAAACCUCACAGGAUUAUGUUCCAAGAAUCUUUGGUUUCAAAGUCUACAACCCAUGAGAAGAAUCACAUCAACAUCAUAUAUCAUCAAAUCCUGGAUCCAAACAUCUUGACUUGUUCGAUAUCAAGUUUUCAUGUUUAAUCAACAAAAUACAAAUUAAGUCCAUAAGAAAUCAAUUUAGGAUCCUAUAUAUUAUAUGUUUAAACACCUAAUUAGAAAAAAAAAAAGGAAAAAAAUGUGUGCUCAAGAGUGUUUAUGUGUCUUUUUCUUUCUCUUUUUAUUUGUAUGAGUACUAAUUUUAAUUUUGGUCGGUUAGGAAGGUUUUUUUUUCUUCUUCUAUGAAAUGCGUUCGACUUUGACUUGUGAAGAACCAAAAUCAUGUAUUUGUAGUUAUGUUUAUGAGUUCAUGAAGCGGAUUCAAACA
Messenger RNA from Lactuca sativa (garden lettuce), 1431 nucleotides. RefSeq names its product putative casein kinase II subunit beta-4. Gene Ontology annotation, cellular component: protein kinase CK2 complex; cytoplasm. Gene Ontology annotation, molecular function: protein kinase regulator activity. The record is from RefSeq and is a predicted model, not a curated record. NCBI's taxonomy places the organism in Eukaryota, Viridiplantae, Streptophyta, Magnoliopsida, Asterales, Asteraceae.